GUGACCUUGUCAGGCGGUGAAUGCGCAUGCGCGCAGCAGCACGUGUGUCAGUAAGGAGAGAGCGGUGACCGGGGGACGCGGGGCUCUGUCUUUUCAACCAUGUCCUGGUUAUUCGGUUACAACAAGGGUCAGCAGUUGCCCCCACAGGUGCCUGGCGUACCGGCUCCACCGCCCGGAGGGGAUGGGGACGGCGACAAGAACAAGGCCAAGGACAAAUGGAGCAACUUUGACCCCACCGGCCUGGAGAGGGCAGCUAAGGCUGCUAGAGAGCUAGACCAGUCACGUCAUGCCAAAGAGGCACUACAGCUCGCUAAGAUGCAAGAAGAGACGCUUCACCUGGAACAAAACGCAAAAAUCAAGGAAUAUGAAGCUGCCGUAGAACAGUUGAAGAAUGAACAGAUUCGAGUGCAAUCGGAGGAAAGGAGGAAAACCCUAAAUGAGGAGACAAAGCAGAACCAAGCCAGAGCUCUUUACCAAGAUAAAUUGGCAAGGCAGCGGUACGAGGAUCAGUUACGGCAGCAGCAACAAAUGAAUGAGGACAAUUUGCGCAAACAAGAAGAGUCUGUUCAGAAACAAGAGGCAAUGCAACGGGCCACGGUGGAGCACGAGAUGGAGUUGCGACAUAAGAAUGAGAUGUUGCGGAUCGAGGCAGAGGCUCGGGCUCGUGCCAAGGUAGAACGUGAAAAUGCUGACAUUAUCCGGGAACAAAUUCGCCUUAAAGCUGCAGAACAUCGUCAGACCGUCUUGGAAUCCAUCACGACUGCUGGAACUGUGUUUGGAGAGGGUUUCCGUGCCUUUGUGUCAGACUGGGACAAAGUGACAGCAACAGUCGCUGGAUUGACUCUACUUGCAGUCGGUGUUUACUCUGCAAAGAACGCAACCGGUGUGGCAGGUCGCUUUGUUGAAGCACGGCUUGGAAAGCCCUCAUUGGUCAGAGACACAUCUCGAAUAACGGUGGCGGAGGCCUUCAAGCACCCUAUUAAGGUCACCAGACGUCUGCUUAGCAGAAUCCAGGAUGCCUUGGAAGGUGUUGUCCUCAGUCCAAAGCUGGAGGAACGGGUGAGGGACAUCGCCAUUGCCACCAGGAAUACGAAGAACAACAAAGGCCUUUACAGGAAUAUUUUAAUGUAUGGUCCUCCAGGGACUGGAAAAACACUAUUUGCCAAGAAAUUAGCCAUGCAUUCUGGCAUGGAUUACGCCAUCAUGACUGGUGGUGACGUCGCCCCCAUGGGGCGAGAUGGAGUUACUGCAAUGCACAAAGUGUUUGACUGGGCAAACACUAGCAAGCGCGGCCUUUUGCUUUUCGUGGAUGAAGCAGAUGCUUUCCUAAGGAAGAGGUCGACGGAGAAAAUCAGUGAAGAUCUGAGAGCUACACUAAAUGCCUUUCUCUACAGGACUGGAGAGCAAAGUAACAAGUUUAUGUUGGUGCUGGCCAGUAAUCAGCCAGAACAGUUUGACUGGGCCAUCAACGAUCGUAUAGAUGAAAUUGUCAACUUCCAACUUCCUGGACUGGACGAGAGGGAGCGCCUGGUCCGGCUUUACUUUGAUAAAUACGUCUUAAAACCCGCAAGCGAGGGCAAGCAGCGUUUGAAAGUCGCUCAGUUUGACUAUGGGAAAAAAUGUUCAGAGCUGGCGAAAAUCACCGAAGGCAUGUCUGGCAGAGAGAUCUCCAAACUGGGUGUUGCUUGGCAGGCUGCAGCCUAUGCCUCAGAAGAUGGCAUUUUGACAGAAGCCAUGAUUGAUGCCCGUGUGGCUGAUGCUGUCCGGCAGCACCAGCAGAAGAUGGAAUGGCUAAGGGCAGAGGGCAAGGAAGGGGACAAAGGUGGUAAAAACCCUCUGCAGCAUCUACUGGAAGGAACCCCCGUCUGACGCAUCAAGAAAUAGUGACCAUUGAACUGCCUCAACCUUCUAUCAGCAAGUGACUUCAGCCAGUUGCUGCCGGCAACGGAAACCAACAGUUGGCCCGAUCAUCGAUCAUGAAGAUGGUGGCACGUUGUUGGCCUCCCAACCACAGGGAGCGGCGGGACUGUUGCGCUGGCCC
Molecule: messenger RNA, 2041 nt
Organism: Nanorana parkeri
Lineage: Eukaryota; Metazoa; Chordata; Amphibia; Anura; Dicroglossidae
Gene: ATAD3A
Product: ATPase family, AAA domain containing 3A
Exons: 17
Coding region: 100-1869 (589 amino acids)
Biological process (GO): mitochondrion organization
Cellular component (GO): mitochondrion
Molecular function (GO): ATP hydrolysis activity; zinc ion binding; ATP binding
Source: RefSeq, a predicted model, not a curated record